Cajanus cajan (pigeon pea) is the source of this 2220-nucleotide messenger RNA. Its product is annotated as scarecrow-like protein 14. NCBI's taxonomy places the organism in Eukaryota, Viridiplantae, Streptophyta, Magnoliopsida, Fabales, Fabaceae. The record is from RefSeq and is a predicted model, not a curated record.
UUCCCACUCAUAGAUAUGGAUAGAAGAGUCUCGACCACGAAUACUUGUGAUGAAGAGUCUUACUUGGACGAGAAUGAUUCCUCCGCUGUUCUUAGCUACGUAAAGCAGAUGCUGAUGGAAGACGACACCGAGGAGAGGUACUCCAUGUUCCAAGAUUCCUUAGCUCUCCAACACACUGAGAGAGAAUUGUACGAGGUUAUUGCCAACAACAACCCUCCACCUCCACCUCCACCUUCUUAUUCUUCUUCUUCUUCUUCUUCCUCUUCCUCUUCCUCUUCCACUGUCCUUCACGUUCAUAACUAUCCCAGCGUGGAGAGCCCCGAUCAAAGCCUCUCUAGUACCUUCACUGAUUAUAGCAUUGGCAGUAGCAGUACCACCAAUUCCGCUGACUCUCCCUAUAGUGCUGAUGAACACAGCCCUAUUCUUCCUACUAACCUUCUUCCUCCCUCUAAUUCAACCCCCAACUUCACUACCCUCCACAAUCCCUUUCUUCAUUCUACUUUUCUACAGCAGUUCGAGAGAGGCGUGGAGCAAGGUACCCGCUUCCUUCCCAACACUAACUUUUUCCCUUCUUUCACAAACCCUCCGAAUGUGGUAAUCAAGACAGAAGAAGAAGAAGAAGAAGACUUUGUGUCAAGAGGAAGGAGAAUUCGUGAGCGUGAAGAGUACGAUUUAGAUGGAAGAAGCAGGAAACAAUCAGCAGCGUAUGUGGAUGAAAAUGAUCUACCUGAACUCUUUGAUAAAGUGCUUCUAAACACGGGGUUAGGAAAAGGUAAACCUCCAAACACGCCCCUCUACAACGAGACAAUAUUAACAAGCACGUUUGGUGGGAAGAGUGAGGAGGAAGUUGUGGAUCUGAGGACACAGUUGAUGCUUUGUGCACAGGCUAUUGCUUCUAAUAGUCCUUCAUUUGCUAGGCAGUUAAUAGAGCAGAUUAAGCAGCAUUCUUCUCCAAUAGGUGAUGACAUUCAGAGGCUUGCACAUUACUUUGGAAACGCCCUUGAAGCGCGUUUGGAUGGAAGCGGUUACCAGGUUUUCAGGGUUCUAUCCUCCAAAAGAACCACUGCUAAAGACAUGAUAAAAGCCUACCAUGUGUACGUUUCCGUGUGUCCGUUUGAGAAGCUAGCAAUCAGUUUCACCAACAACUCAAUUUUCAAUCGAACCCAGGAUAAGAAAACAAUUCACAUCAUAGACUUUGGUAUCCGCUAUGGCUUCAAGUGGCCUAAAUUCAUAAGCCGUCUAUCAAGUCGCCCCGGUGGGCAUCCCAAGGUUCGCAUCACGGGGAUAGAUCAGCCACAACCAGGUUUCAGACCUGAAGAGAGGGUGCACGAGACGGGGCGUAGACUCGCAAGUUAUUGCGAGCGUUUCAAUGUUCCAUUCGAGUUCAACGCAAUUGCACAGAGAUGGGACACCAUCAGAGUUGAGGACCUCAAGAUACAGACUAACGAAUUCGUGGCUGUGAAUUGCUUGUUUCAUUUUGAGCAUCUCCUUGAUGAGACCGUGGUGUUGAAUAAUCCAAGAGAUGCUGUUUUGAGGCUGAUCAAGAAGGCCAACCCUGACAUAUUUGUUCAUAGCAUUGUCAACGGAAGCUAUGAUGUACCCUUCUUCGUGUCACGCUUCAGGGAGGCUCUCUUUCAUUACUCUGCAUUGUUUGACAUGUUGGACACCACCGUUGGUCGUGAGGAUCCCAUGAGGUUAAUGUUUGAGAAGGAGUUGUAUGGUCGGGAGAUAAUGAACAUUGUGGCUUGUGAAGGUUGUGAUAGGAUUGAGAGGCCUCAGACAUACAAGCAGUGGCAGCUUCGGAACAUGAGAGCAGGGUUGAGGCCACUUCCUCUCGAUUGCAAAAUCAUUGAAAGAGUGAAGAAUAGGUUGAAAGAUGAUGGAUACAACCCUAGUUUCAAUCUAGAGGUGGAUGGCAACUGGAUGCUACAAAGUUGGAAGGGUCGAGUUCUGCAUGCUUCCUCUUGUUGGGUACCAGCAUAAUAGGCCUUGCACAUUCAGUAUCAUAUUAUUAAUUUCUUCCAAAUUAUCAAAUCUAGUCUUGUACAAAGCUACUACUUUCCUUGAAUCUCACUAGCUCAAUUUUUGUUUGAUAUGAGGAAAGACAAAAAUCAUGAGUUAGUUUCUUUCCACAUAUAUAUAGUUUGUUUAGUACUUACAUAUCUAACAAUUCAACAAAUAUAAUUGAGAGCCUUGAACGGUAUUGUAUUGCUAAUGUUA